Dama dama (fallow deer) is the source of this 1577-nucleotide messenger RNA. RefSeq names its product AN1-type zinc finger protein 6. Gene Ontology annotation, molecular function: zinc ion binding; DNA binding; polyubiquitin modification-dependent protein binding. The transcript has a single exon. NCBI's taxonomy places the organism in Eukaryota, Metazoa, Chordata, Mammalia, Artiodactyla, Cervidae. The coding region runs from base 166 to 792 and encodes 208 amino acids. Gene Ontology annotation, biological process: protein targeting to peroxisome. The record is from RefSeq and is a predicted model, not a curated record.
AAACAGAAAAGUUUAAUAAACAGCGGACGGAGGGGCCGGCGGCGGCGGGGCCGGAGCGAUCAGGGGUUUGGCGGCCUCACCUGUCCCCAUUCACCGGCGGCGACCGGCGGCGGCAGGCAGCGCGUCAGGCGGAGGGAGCCGCCGCCAGGUGUGCAACAGAGGAACAUGGCUCAAGAAACUAAUCACAGCCAAGUGCCUAUGCUUUGUUCCACUGGCUGCGGAUUUUAUGGAAACCCUCGUACGAAUGGCAUGUGUUCAGUGUGCUAUAAAGAACAUCUUCAAAGACAGAAUAGUAGUAAUGGUAGAAUAAGUCCACCUGCGCCUUCUGUCACAAGUCUGUCUGAGUCCUUACCAGUCCAGUGCACAGACGGUAGUGUCCCAGAGGCUCAGUCAGCGCUAGACUCAACAGCUUCAUCUAUGCAGCCAAGCCCUGUGUCAAAUCAGUCACUUUUAUCAGAAUCUGUAGCGUCUUCCCAAGUGGACAGUACAUCUGUGGACAAAGCAAUACCUGAAACAGAAGACCUGCAAGCUUCCGUAUCAGAAACGGCACAGCAGGCAUCUGAAGAGCAAAGCAAGUCUCUUGAAAAACCAAAACAGAAAAAGAAUCGCUGUUUCAUGUGCAGAAAGAAAGUGGGACUUACUGGGUUUGAAUGCCGGUGUGGAAAUGUUUACUGUGGUGUACACCGUUACUCAGAUGUACACAAUUGCUCUUACAAUUACAAAGCUGAUGCUGCUGAGAAAAUCAGAAAAGAAAAUCCAGUAGUUGUUGGUGAAAAGAUCCAGAAGAUUUGAACUCCUGAUGGAAUACAAAAUCCUUUGACCAUCUGCAAACUAAAAACUGACUUGAGGUUUUUUUUCCUAGUCAUUGGGAAUGUAGAGCAAUGUAUCUUGCAUAGACCUUUAAUCAUACAUGUCAUCAGAAGAAUAGAUUUUUGUUUUUGUUUUGAAAAUGACUCUGAACAUUUAUUUCCAUUGCAGUUUCUGUGGCUGAAAAAAGUAAACUUUACGAGUAUUAUCCUUUUAAGAUCAUUUUAAUUUUAGUUGAGUGCAGAGGGCUUUUAUAACAAAUGUGGAGAAAUUUUGGAGGGCUGUGAUUUUUCCCAGUAUUAAACAUGCAUGCUUUAAUCUUGCAGUUUAUUUUCUCAUUGUGUAUGUAUAUAUAGCUUUUCUCUGCAGCACGAUUUCUGUUUUGAUAAUGUCCUUUAGGGCACAGCUAGUUACCAGUAACUGAAUGUAUCUUAAUCAUUAUGGCUGCUUCUGUUUUUCCUUAACAAAGGUUAUACAUAUGUUAGCAUAUAGUUUCUUUGCACCCACUAUUUAUGUCUGAAUCAUUUGUCACAGGAGAGUGUGUGCUGAUGAGAUUCUAAGUUUGUGUGUUUUUAAGUUUUUUUGAGCGAGGGAAGGAAAAGCUGUACGCAUUUCAUUGCUGACUGCAGGUUUCUUUCAGAUGAUGUUCAUCGGUCUGUGUGUAUACAAUAUGAAGAAUGAUCUGAAGUAAUUGUGCUGUAUUUAUGUUUAUCCUCCAGUCUUUGAUUAAAUAAAAAGGAAAACCAUAAAAAAAAAAAAAAAAAUAAGAA